This is a messenger RNA of Pristis pectinata (smalltooth sawfish), 4328 nucleotides long. Its product is annotated as bromodomain-containing protein 2-like. The transcript has 13 exons. Gene Ontology annotation, cellular component: chromatin; nucleus. Gene Ontology annotation, biological process: regulation of DNA-templated transcription; chromatin remodeling. NCBI's taxonomy places the organism in Eukaryota, Metazoa, Chordata, Chondrichthyes, Rhinopristiformes, Pristidae. The record is from RefSeq and is a predicted model, not a curated record. The coding region runs from base 630 to 2849 and encodes 739 amino acids.
CGGUACCAAGCCGCACCACGCCGACAUUAACCCGAAGCCGCCAUCACAGUCGAGACACCCGAGAGGGUUAAAGAACAUGUAAACGCCGCCGCUGCAGACCUGAUACUCACGGGAGUCGAUGCAUUGCGAUGUUACUCUUGCAUUUUGAGGGAAGAAAGCCGGAAAAAAGCCGACGGGGAUGAAGAAAAAAGUGUUUAAACGCCGAGUGCGCGUCACGUGAUCGGAGGCGGCCAAUGGGCGGUCGCCUGCGGGGCGAGCGCUGACGUAGCCGGAGAUUUUCUUUGUUAACAUUUUGCGGAAAAUGGAGGAAAAAAGGCGGUUAAAAACGAGCUCCCGGACCCGGGCACGACGCAGGGGACGGGAGAGAACGCGGCCGAGGCGCCGGCAGCGCGGCCGCAGGCCAGAAGCAAAAUUUCCCAUGACGAACUUAGAAUUAUCAGGACUGAACAGUACUGACGGCAGAGAAGACGAUCUACAGCCAGGCCUUUAAGUAGUUGCCUCUAUAGGGGAUCCUCAGCAAACGAGCAACUGUUAGCCUGGUUUCCUAGUGGUUGCAGGGGGACGCUGGUAAUGGGAUAACAGGCCUGUCUGGUGAUCCAGGGUCUGGGAAGCGCAUCCGCAAACCAUCUAUGCUGUAUGAAGAUUUUGAGAGUCCCACGAUGGCCAUGUCUACUUCUGUUCAUUCUCAGAACAAUUUUGUUGUUAGUCCUCCUCCACCAGAGGUAUCAAAUCCUAAGAAACCUGGUCGAAUGACCAACCAGGUCCAGUACAUGCAGAAAGUGCUCAUGAAAGCCCUUUGGAAGCAUCAGUUUGCAUGGCCGUUCUACCAGCCAGUGGAUGCAGUGAAACUCAGUCUCCCGGAUUACCACAAGAUAAUCAAACAACCAAUGGACAUGGGUACUAUCAAGAAGCGUUUAGAGAAUAAUUAUUACUGGAGUGCCAGUGAGUGCAUGCAAGACUUCAACACGAUGUUUACUAACUGUUACAUUUAUAACAAGCCUACGGAUGAUAUUGUGUUGAUGGCUCAGACUCUGGAGAAACUUUUUCUACAGAAGGUGGCACAGAUGCCCCAGGAGGAAGUGGAACUAACACCAGCUCCAAAAGCAAAACAUUCAAAAGGCCGCAAAACAGGGGGGGUGCCUUCUGUUCCAGGAGGAGUGACCAUGUCUCAGGUCCCAAUGGUAUCCUCAGUGUCUCAACCAACUGCCUACUCUCCUCCAACACCAGAAGUACCCACACCUAUUCUUGAAGUGUCUCAGACUUCAGUCAUAUCUACGCCAAUUGUACACAAGUCUUCACAUUCACCCCCUCAGUCUGCAUUGGCAGUACCACCACCAGCACAGCCUGUCACAAAGAAGAAAGGAGUGAAGAGGAAAGCAGAUACAACAACCCCAACCACUUCAGUUGUCACCACAAGUGGCGAGUCCUCUCCAUCAGUAGCUGAAAGCAAGGCUGCAAAGAUUCCACUUAGACGUGAGAGUGGCAGACCAAUCAAACCACCAAAGAAAGACUUGCCAGAUUCCCAGCAGCAUCAGAGUUCGAAGAAAGGCAAAUUGAGUGAACAGCUGAAGUAUUGCAAUGGCAUCUUGAAAGAGCUGUUGUCAAAGAAACACGCAGCAUAUGCCUGGCCCUUUUAUAAACCUGUGGAUGCCAAAGCUCUUGGGCUUCAUGACUACCAUGAUAUAAUCAAGCAUCCCAUGGACCUGAGUACUAUCAAAAGGAAGAUGGAUGAGCGUGAAUACCAGGAUGCACAGGAAUUUGCAGCUGAUGUGAGAUUAAUGUUCUCGAAUUGUUACAAGUAUAACCCACCCGAUCAUGAUGUGGUUGCCAUGGCCAGGAAGUUGCAGGACGUCUUUGAAUUCCGUUUUGCCAAGAUGCCGGAUGAGCCUAUAGAAUUCACACCCCCACCUGCACCAACUACUCUUCCUCCUGUUGUGUCUAAAUCAUCAUCUGAUUCUUCCAGUAACAGUAGUAGUGGGAGCUCAUCGGACACUGAGAGCUCAGAUGAUUCUGAGGAAGAGCGAGCUAAUCGUUUGGCAGAACUACAGGAACAGCUAAGGGCUGUUCAUGAGCAGUUAGCAGCACUCUCACAGGCUCCUAUGUCCAAACCAAAGAAAAAGCGGGACAAGAAAGAAAAGAGAGACAAAAAGAAGAAGAAAGAGAAGCACAAGAUGAAAGAUGAAGAGGACAAACUGCUUAAGCCAUCCAAGUCAAAGGCAGCACCGAAAAAACAGUCAAAAAAAGCAUCUGGAGGCAGCAGCUCGAGUGGUAACAAUAAGCAAUCCAAAAAGGCGAAGCAGCCUCCCCCUCCGCCACCACCACCCCCUCCUGGUUAUGAUUCUGAAGAGGAAGACAACUGCAGGCCCAUGACGUAUGAUGAGAAGCGACAGUUGAGCUUGGACAUUAACAAGCUGCCGGGUGACAAGCUUGGCCGUGUGGUACACAUCAUCCAGUCCAGGGAACCGUCACUUCGGGACUCCAAUCCUGAUGAGAUUGAGAUAGACUUUGAAACUCUUAAACCAUCCACUCUUCGAGAGCUUGAACGUUACGUAAUGUCCUGUUUACGGAAGAAACCUCGGAAACCUUACUCCAAGAAACAAGCAGGAAAGACCAAGGAGGAACUGGCUAUGGAGAAGAAGAAAGAGUUAGAAAAACGCCUACAGGACGUGAGUGGCCAGCUGAAUCCCAGUAAAAAACCUCCAAAGAAAGCAACUGAGAAGCCGGAUCCAGUUCAGCCAGCUGGUCCUUCACGCCUCAGCGCCAGCAGCAGCAGUUCGUCGGGAUCUGACACUAGUAGCACUUCAAGUGGAUCGAGUUCAUCAGACACUAGUGAUUCUGACUCUGGUUAGAAUUGGCAGAUGCUCUGGCAGGUUUCUUUUUGAGCAAAUUGGUUUAGGAUUGGUUCGAACUAAUCUGCGGGGUCGGAAGAAGUAUGAACCAGACUGUCGGGAGGUAUCCUGUCCCCACGUGCCCAUCGUUACUGACUGCAGUGUACAUGGUUUGAUGUGAUUUUUUUUUACAAAAAGGAAAAAAAACCUACACAUGCGAUACAUCGCAAGGACAGACCUGGUAGAGGAUUAUCCACUCCGUAACACAUCAGCUAGAUCUCAUAACCUGUCUGUCUCAAAAAUGUGUGCUGUAUUUGGGGCCAAGUGGGGACUGGGGUUGGGGGAGGGUGCUAUGGGGUGCUUGAGGCUGUUGCUUGGUUCCUCUUCCCUCUUCAGUUGAGGUGACUGGGCCAGGUCAAAGGAGACUGCAACCUCUAAACCUAGAGUCCUCCUCUUGCGCAAAAUCAUGUGGAGAAUCCAAUGUGAGGGGUGAGCAGUUUUGAACCCACCUGUAGAGUCGCUGUAAGCAGUUUUAUUUUGUUUUGAAGGUAUUUUUCCAUUUUGAAAACAUUUUAAGCUGUUGGUCUCUGAACUGUCACUCUGAAACCCAUGCAAUGCAGCUAUCUUCAGUGGAGUUAUUGAGUUUUUUUUUAAAGAGACUUAAGUUAUAGUUUUUUUACAUCUUUUAAGAUGGUUCAAGAAGGUUGUGCUUCAUCUUGACCAUGAAAGGCCACUGUCCAGAGGCCACUUGGCUUUUACUGAGUUUACUGGUUUGGUUGAGAAGCAUUUUUGGGGGCAAAAGAAACAGUAAUCCAACUGAACAUGAGUGGGCGGGCUUGAGCUCUGCCCAUUUUUAUUCUUUCCACAUCCAGUACUUGAAUGCAGAGCAGUAACGCUGUACCAAGGUGGUGUUGGUCAGUGCACAGUGUGUAAGCAAUUGCUUUGUGCCUAUCUUAUUUCCCCUCCUCUUUUGGUUUGGACUAGGCUGACUGGAUAGUCUUGCUGGUUAUCCUUCUACUUGGUGCCGUCUUACUGAGUUGCACAACUUAGUUUGGAGGGGCGAAAUUGUUUUUAAUGUGUACAGUUUAGUUGUAGUCUUCAUUUCUGCAAAGGUUACAGGAAAAGCUGACAGCUAAAUUUAAUCUUUUUUCAUCCAGUUAUGUGGUGUUUUAUUUAUUUUGUUACAAAAUAAUUAUGUUUUAUAUUGUAAAGACUGAACCAAUGUGCCUGUUGAUGCAGGUCACAAGAGUGUAGAGUGAGAUUUUAACAAGUAUUGUAUAUAUAUAAAGAUGCACAAUUGAAAAGCAUGUUUCUUAAUGUAAAGGUGAAUUUUAUUUUUUAUCUUAAUCUGUAAAGUUUUUUUUUCUACAGUCCGUUCUUGUUUUUUUUUGUUAUUUGUAGAAUUGGACCUCAUGUAGCAGUUAACAACUUGUAUGUGACAAUGUAUUUGUUAAACCUUGAGUUCUCAAUGCUGUACAGUAAAAAUGUUCUUUAAAGCUG